GCAAAGGCUUUAGUUACUGCUCUUUGUAUCCCAACUCAACUCACUCCCGAGUCCUGACUUGGACAAGGAAUCCAUUAACUCGCUCAUUGAUUCGCUAGGGUUUUGAAAGCCCAAGUCGAUUUCUCUUCUGUCACGUUCAAAUCAACGUACGGCCUCACUCUUCUCAUCUGGACCAGCCCUGCAACAAUGCCGUUUCCUCUUCAGGUUGAUAGACACCUGUGUUGUUGAGGAGCCAAAUCUCUCUGAGUUUCUGUUUAUAUUUGAGCAAUAAUUGAAAUUAAAAGGGAAAGGGCAAGAGCUCAGGAACAGUGUUUAUGAGUUUGCAGUAUACGGAGGUGGAGAUUCGACAUUUCCUCCAUCAGGAAAAUCCCCUUUUACUCCUUCAGAAGGAGGAAGGUUAUGAACAAUUUCCUUGCUGUGCAUGCAAUAAAUUAUUAUCUAGUCCUAGUUAUGGUUGUGACGAGUGCGGUUUUGGUCUCCAUAAAUCUUGUGCCGAAAUUCAACUGGAGCUUCAACAUUACUCUUACCCUUGUUCUCACACUCUCACAAAUCCAAAAUUUUGCUGUACUUGCCACUGUUGCCUUGGAAACAAAGUUAAGGCUUUUACUUCUGUGGUUACCAGUGUAACUUUGACUUGGAUUUCGAAUGUGCCUUAAUGCCCACCACUGAAUUAGAUGUUGGGCAGAUUCAACAUUUCACUCAUGGGCAUCCAUUACAACCUGUUGAUCCAAACAAGGAAGUUGAAGUUAGCUGUUCAUUUUGCAGAAAGCUUUGCUCUUAUGCUGCCUAUGGCUGCGAGAAGUGCAAUUUCUUCCUCCACCAGUCAUGCAUGGACAUACCUCGAAAGAUCCAUGGUCACUCUUUUCACCCUCAACACACUCUGGUCCUGCUCACAACUCCAUCAUACAAGUGUAAAGCUUGUGACAAAAACCGCACAGGCUUGCUGUACAAGUGUGGAAGGUGUGAUUUUGAAUUGAAUGUUGGAUGCACCUUCUUUCUUACCAUUGAUUGUGAAGCUGUUCAGUGGAUUCCACAUAUCUACCAUCAGCAUCCAUUACAGUAUUGCAAGACUAUUAGGUUUGUCACAGAUGCUAUUUUUUUCCUACAUCGCGCAUGUGCCAUUGAAUUGUUAUCACAAACAGUUGAACAUCAUCCAUUGCAUCCCAAACAUCGUCUGCUGAUCAAAUCCAAUCGUUACCAAGGGAUUAUGGUAUGCAAGGCAUGCGGGUCAUAUGGCUCUGAGGUCUUAGCUUGCUGCUGUGAGGAUUGUUCUAAUUUUCAAAUGCACUUGGACUGUUCUUCAUUGACACCUUCCAUUAGCUUUGGUGACCACUGGUACCUCUUUACUCUCUUUUAGAAAAGAGGUAAACUUGGUUCUUGCCUCAUUUGUGAAAAACCUUGCGGAGCCUUCUUCCUUUGAUGUGUCAUUUGUAAUAUAAAUCUCCAUCUUUCAG
Molecule: messenger RNA, 1454 nt
Organism: Rubroshorea leprosula
Lineage: Eukaryota; Viridiplantae; Streptophyta; Magnoliopsida; Malvales; Dipterocarpaceae
Source: the annotation of a GenBank genome assembly